UAAGGUUUUUAAAAAAAAAUCUAUUUGACAUUCAUAACUACAACUAGGCAUAAUUUGAGCCUACAGACAAAGUGUCUUGUCUUCUGAGCCUGUAACCAUCCGUUAUUUAUCCCAUCUUUGCUGUUAGCAUUAGGCGCAGCUGAGGUGCGUAUAUCCCUAUCAUGAUCUCUUAUGUAUCUACAUGACUCACGAGCAUUUUUGGCUCAUAUCAACUUUGCUUGCGUCCGUUUAUAGUCGUCCUUUCGCGUUUUCAUCCGUUCGCCCUCGUCUUUUUGCGCUCGUCCUUUUGAGCUCGUAUCUUCAUAUGUUCCUACUGCCACUUACUUGUAUAUCUGCAUACAUUUGCAAUAGACACGUUUACACUCAUUCAUGCUCCAUUCAUACUCAUCUGUGCAAGUCUUUUGCAGGUACGUGUUUUAUUUAUUUUAAUUCUAUCAUCUUGUACACAAUACUCAUGGGUAAUCUUGCCACGUGUACUAGUCCGAGCUUGUUGUACCCACAAAAAAUCCAUGCCCGUCAGAGCGGGUACGGGUUUUUGCCAAGUACAGGUACGUGGUCCGCCUGCAUUGCACACAUAACGUUGAUUAACACCAUAUAUCACCGUUGAAAGUUGGCCUCCUCCGAACUGUAUCUCAGACACGUCGGACACUGUUGUAUAAAUCCGCGAUCGUCCUUCACUCGCUCGUAGGUUGAAAAGAAUCCUAGAUACUAGAACACUGUGGAUGACGACUUGCGGACUGGUGAUGUGAUACAUGAUACG
Molecule: messenger RNA, 760 nt
Organism: Suillus bovinus
Lineage: Eukaryota; Fungi; Basidiomycota; Agaricomycetes; Boletales; Suillaceae
Exons: 1
Coding region: 182-607 (141 amino acids)
Source: RefSeq, a predicted model, not a curated record